ACGAACGUGUUUAUAAGAUCAUCAUGUAUAUAUGUUUCUUCAAUACCAGUGGGUUUUUAUUUGUAUAAAUAUAUUUCAGAUUGUAUAGUUUAGAAAGAAUGCAACCCCUGAUCAAUAAGACUAACUUCAUUGUAGUACAUACUAAAUUAGAUAAUUUAAAUUUAGUUAAAAUUAAAUAAUUUAACCAAAAAGGAAAGUUUAUAUACGCUCAAUUUUUAUGGUAAUAUAAUAUUCAAUCUUAUCUCUUUUAAUUUUGUAAUAAAUCAGUUUUAGUGAAAAUAUAAUAACAAGGUAAACUAUUUUCUUGUUUUUUUUUCAUCAAACUAUUUUCUUGUUAGAAACUAUUUUCUUGCAUCCAUAUACAUGAUGCACAAAAAGUCACUCUGACCAUCACCAAUUAAUCAUUAUUAAUUAAGAUUUUGCUAAACUUUCUUGAAUACAGUUUUUGUUAUAUACUUAUAUGUACAUAUUGAAAAGAAAAUGAUACAUGUAUUUUAGAACAAUCCACACCUUUAUAUAAACCAGGAUCUUUUAGUAUUCAGAUAUGACCCCUCAAAAUAUAGAGCACAUCGAUUGAGCAAAGGGAUGAAUAACCUCUAUCGUUCUCUUUUUAUCAUCGCAUUGGGCGUAGGAUUGAGUAACGCCCUGGCCAUCAAAAUGAAAAAUUCAGUACAUUUUAUAAACUCUCUUGCUGGAAACAACGUCCUUAAAAUUCAUUGUAGAUCAGACGAAGACGAUCUAGGCGAGCACCUUUUGAAGCCUGGAGAAGUCUACGAUUUUAGUUUUUAUGAUAGUAUCUUCGGAACCAGGAUCAAUUGUGAUUUAGCGCAGGGAAUUGAAUUCAGAUUUCAUGCGAAGUUCAUGGCAUACAAAAGUGGUGGUCUCAUACUUCAUUAUGGUAAGAAGAAUUUUUGGUUUUGCAGAGAUGAUGGGAUUUACUUUACCCAUGGUAAGCAAACGCCAAAGUUAGAAUAUAAGUGGGUCUACAAAGUCAUUGACAUGGCACCGUCACCUUACUGAUCAUAAUCUUUUUUCUCAAUAAAUUGUUGUGAUUUACUGUUAUGAAGUGAAAAGAUCUUCUUUGUCUUAAGUACAAUUUUAUAAAUUCCGUUUCUUGGAAUGGAUGCCUAUUAAUAUA
This is a messenger RNA of Brassica rapa (field mustard), 1138 nucleotides long. RefSeq names its product S-protein homolog 9-like. NCBI's taxonomy places the organism in Eukaryota, Viridiplantae, Streptophyta, Magnoliopsida, Brassicales, Brassicaceae. The record is from RefSeq and is a predicted model, not a curated record.